This is a messenger RNA of Cinara cedri, 162 nucleotides long. The record is from the annotation of a GenBank genome assembly. NCBI's taxonomy places the organism in Eukaryota, Metazoa, Arthropoda, Insecta, Hemiptera, Aphididae.
AUGAACGAAUCUAAUUGCGAUGAAAAAUUCAAUCCAGAUGAUUACAGAGAUGCCCUAAAAAGAUAUCCCUUAGAGAACUCUAAAGACAGGGUCGGUCUGGCCAGGGCCGGCGGGUCGGGAUUCCUGCCUGGGCCCUUGCAGUAUUAUAGUUCCUGGGCCCUU